Molecule: messenger RNA, 1957 nt
Organism: Drosophila subobscura
Lineage: Eukaryota; Metazoa; Arthropoda; Insecta; Diptera; Drosophilidae
Gene: fest
Exons: 9
Coding region: 421-1929 (502 amino acids)
Source: RefSeq, a predicted model, not a curated record
UCCGAGCAGUCAUUCUUUCGAAAAUUGUGCCAGCGAGCGGAGCUCAUGUAAAGUGAAAAGUCAAAAAUAAAAAUUCAAAUUCCUCUCUCAGAGUCGUUGUGUGAGACGUGUCCAGUAAAAUACAACUACAACUGCAUCCAUUACGCAGCGUGUCUACCAAUACCCAACAGCGUUCUCGAGUAAAUUCACACACACAGUUCAACAGUUAAAAGUGAAAAAUUCCGCAAUUGUCGCACACACGCACACAUACACAGGCAAACGAGCGAACGAAAAAGCGAACGCCGGUUGUGUGCGCUGACUUGCCGAAAAAAAAGGAAGAGCGAGAAGAAGCAAAGAUCAAGAAGAAGCAAAGAGCAAGCAGAAGCAAAGAGCAAGCAGAAGCAAAGAAAGUUCGAGAAGCAGCAAAGAAGAGACGAAAAAAUGGUCAACGAAUCGAAGCCCACUGUGCCCAAGCCCAGCACCAAGGAGGUGGAGUGCCAGUCAUCCGACUGCGAGAACUCCUGCUCCAUGCCGGAGCAGCAGCUGGUCACCUCCCCGAAGGGCGGUCGUGUGGGUAUCUUCAAUGCCGAGGACUUCUUGUCGCGCGCUCAGAUGAAUGAUAAAAUCAACAACAUUCUGCGCUCGCCCACCAAGCCGGCCAACGGUGUGCGCCAGCGCUCUGUCUACACCAACAAUCCAUCGCCGCAGGCCAGCAUGCGCAUUGGCAUGACGGGCGGACAGCUGUCGCAGCGCGUCAGCAACCUCUCGCUGUCCUCCGGCGGUUGCCGCAUGGAACAACUCGGCAGCGGCAGCAGCAGCAGCCUCACUGGCAGCGCCAGCGUCGGCACCAACACCAUCGGCAACGGGUUGGCCAACGAUCCAGCCUUUGCUUAUCAGAGCGGCAGCCAGUCGGCCCGUCAAUACGUGCACUUGCCCGGUACACACCUGCCCAAACAGCCGCAGUACUCGGCUGGCAAUUUGCAGGGAAUGGAGGCAGCUGGCAACUUGUCGCGCAGUGGUAAGGCACUCACCGCACGCUAUCACACCCCGUCCAGCUAUGGCUUCGAGGGUGAGCAGAUGUAUGGUCAGGCCAAGGGUCAAUUGGCGCCCCCAAUGCCGCCACCACCCUACGCUCUGGGUCGCUGGAGCAGCACACGCCUCUUCGAGUUCGAGAACAAUACACCGUCGCCAUGUCCCGGCCCUGGACCCAUGGCCAUGUCGAAUGGCACCAUACAGUUGCGCCUGCGCGAUGGAGUGCGCAUUGACAUGACGCUGGACAAGGCGGUGCGCGUGCUCAAUCAGCGCAGCAUGGUGGCAGUUGCUUUGUCGCGCAACACCAGCAACUCGGCCAUGAUCCAUCCGAACGGACGCAUCUUGCAGAGCGGCUCCAAGGUCGAAAUUGUCACCUAUGACGGCAUGAAGGGCAACAAUUUUGUUCGCUAUGCCAAGAUGUGGUACAAGGGUGUGAGCUUCACCAGCGAGUCGUGUGCGCUCAUCUAUAUGGUGGACACGGCCGGGACGCGCACCACAACCGACACUUUCACCGAUCUGACCAAGGACUACACACUGGCAGUGUUCUAUGACGACUCUCGCCAUGGUCCCUCUUAUGUGGCUGAAGCCCAUGAAGUGAUUGCCAAUGCGUCUUACAGCUGUGCCGAGGAUGGCACCGAGAUCUAUGACAUCAACGGAUUUCGCAUCACCCAGGCAGCCGAUGGCCUGGUGAAGGUCACACGCGUCUACAACAAGUGCCUGAUCCGCACCAGUCCUGGCAAUGGAUCGGCCACUUUGACCACACCGGGCAUCCAUUGCACCGCCUCUCUGGGCAAGACUUCGCAUCUGUUUGUGCGUCGCAACGAGAAGCGCAUGCACUUUGAUGGCUCCUGUUUCAUUGUGCGCAACGCUGGCCACUCCGCCGGCUUCAAUGAGAACAAUUUGCUCAUUGUCUACUGAGGAGCAUGCACACACACACACACACACA